UUUCUGGCUCUGGCACCGGCGCCUGCGCACUGGGCGGCUGCUCUGGGCCGUUACCGCUAAGUGUGUGGGGCGUGUGUGUGCAAAUCGCGUUGAAACCUAGCGGAUCAGAGGGUCCGGGAGACUGAUCGGAGCGGCGAGACGGAGUUCUAGGGCUUGACAGCGCGCGGAGGAGAUUCCAGGGACACGACGCCGCUACCCGACUCCCCCAAAUCCCGUCGGUUCCCUCUCAGCUCUGAGGGGAUGAUGUAGCUUGGCCAAAGACUUAGAAGCUAAGCAGAAAAUGAGCUUAACAUCUUGGUUUUUGGUGAGCAGUGGAGGCACUCGCCACAGGCUGCCACGAGAAAUGAUUUUUGUCGGAAGAGAUGAUUGUGAGCUUAUGUUACAGUCUCGUAGUGUGGAUAAACAACAUGCAGUAAUCAAUUAUGAUGCUUCUACUGAUGAACAUCUAGUGAAAGAUUUGGGCAGCCUAAAUGGGACUUUUGUGAAUGAUGUAAGGAUUCCAGAACAGACUUAUAUCACCUUGAAACUUGAAGAUAAGCUGAGAUUUGGAUAUGAUACAAAUCUUUUUACUGUAGUGCGAGGUGAAAUGAGGGUUCCUGAAGAGGCUCUAAAGCACGAGAAGUUUACUAUUCAGCUUCAGUUAUCCCAAAAAUCAUCAGAAUCAGAAUUAUCAAAAUCUGUGUGUACUAAAAACCUAGACUCGAAAGUAGUAGAUGCUGCUAUGGAAGCACAGCCCAAAGCUAAAGAAGCACUGAAAUGUGAGGAAAAAGCUAUGGACAAUUCUGCUGUGCCCCGUGGUACUCCGUUAUAUGGUCAGCCAUCAUGGUGGGGGGAUGAUGAAGUAGAAGAAAAAAGAGCUUUCAAGUCAAAUGACAAACCUGAAGAAAAAAGUCUUGAAACCGUGACACCAGGGUGCAGCAUAGAUGUCAAACAAGCUGAAGAACAAUCUGCAGCUGCAAAUGAAGAAGCACUUUUUCCUUUUUGUAGGGAACCAAGUUAUUUUGAAAUCCCUACGAAAGAAUUUCAACAGCCUUCACAAAUAACAGAGAGCACAAUUCAUGAAAUCCCAACAAAAGACACACCAAGUUCUCAUACAGCAGGUGCAGGACAUGCUUCAUUUACCAUUGAAUUUGAUGACAAUACCCCAGGAAAGGUAACUAUAAAAGACCAUGUGAUGAAAUUUGCUUCUGAUCAGCGCCACAAAUCAAAAAAGUCUUCUCCUGGAACUCAAGACCUACCAGGAAUUCAAACAGGAAUGAUGGCACCAGAAAACAAAGUAGCGGACUGGCUAGCACAGAACAACCCUCCUCAGAUGGUAUGGGAAAGAACAGAAGAGGAUUCCAAAAGUAUUAAAAGUGAUGUUCCAGUUUACUUGAAAAGGUUGAAAGGAAAUAAACAUGAGGAUGGUACUCAAAGUGAAUCAGAGAACGCUGGAGCUCACAGACGCUGUAGCAAGCGUGCACUCUUUGAGGAACACUUAGCGCCACCAUUCAGAUCAGAAAAAGCUACACAAGACCAUUCUACUGAAAAGCAUCAAGACCAAGCUGUUACUAGCUCUACGCAUCACAGAGGGGGGCAUGUUGUUCCACAUGGGAAAUUGUUUAAACAGAAAUCAGAGGAACCAUCGAUGUCUAUUCCCUUUCUGCAAACUGCCUUAUUAAGAAGUUCAGGGAGUCUUGGCCACAGACCAAGCCAGGAGAUGGAUAAAAUGUUAAAAAAUCAAGCUACUGCUGCUACUUCUGAAAAGGAUAAUGAUGAUGAUCAAAGUGACAAGGGUACUUAUACCAUUGAGUUAGAGAAUCCCAACAGUGAGGAAGUGGAAGCAAGAAAAAUGAUUGACAAGGUGUUUGGAGUAGAUGAGAAUCAGGAUUAUAACAGGCCCAUUAUCAAUGAAAAACAUAAAGAUCUGAUAAAAGAAUGGGCCCUCAGUUCUGCCACAGUAGUAUUGGAAGAAAGAAAACCACUGAAUUCAUCUGGAUUUCAUAGCUCAGAGGAAGGAACCUCUUCAUCUGGAAACAAACGUUGGGUUUCACAAUGGGCUAGUUUGGCUGCUAAUCAUACAAGGCAUGAUACAGAAGAAAGGAUGAAGGAAUUGUCUGUACCAGUUCCAUUAGAGAAUGAUACAGAUAUCAAUGAGUCUGGCAUUUCAAUGAGAAGUACUGGUUCAUCAACUUCCUUGGCUAGUCAGGGAGAGAGAAAGAAACGAACCCUUCCCCAGCUUCCAAAUGAAGAAAAGUCUCUUGAGAACUCUAGAGCAAAGGUUACACUACAAAGAUCAGAAAUAGGGGAAAAACAAGACACAGAACUUCAGGAGAAAGAAGUACCUGCACAGGUGUAUCAAAAAGAUGAACAUAAUGCUGACAGGGGUCUGAAUAAAAUGAGCAGUACAAUAAAUGGUGAUACUCUUGAAACUGUUGGAGAAAAGACCCUGCCUUACUCUGGCAAUUCAUCUGAAAAGGAGAAAAGUGAAACUGAAAAGGAAACUUCCUUAUUAAAGCCAGCGUUAGGUAAAAUUCAUCAACAGGAACAAGGACAGUGGACACCUUCUAAAAUAACUUCCAAAAAUGUUUUAGAUAGAUGUAGGGAGGAAUAUUUCAAACAAGAGUCACAACCUCAAGAAAAAAUUCCAGGACAUUCUGCAAGCAAAGAAAGAGUGAUGCCAAAUGAGAGCAGGAGAAGAAAAACUGAGGAAAUUCUGAAAAAUCAAACUCCUAAAGGAGGAGACAAGAAAGAAUCCUCCAAAUCAUUAAUGCGACAAGGAAGCUUCACCAUAGAAAAACCUAGCCCAAAUGUACCAAUAGAACUUAUUCCCCAUAUAAAUAAGCAGAAUUCAUCUACACCCCCUUUAGCUUUACCUUCUGUCAAUAGAAUUAGAGAACGAAGUGAUUCUAUGGAUACUGAUUCUGGUAUGGACACAACCCUUAUUCUAAAAGACACAGAGGCAGUUAUGGCUUUUCUGGAAGCUAAACUGCGUGAAGAUAAUAAAACUGAUGAUGGUCCAGAUACUCCCAGCUACCAUAGAGAUAAUUCUAUUUCACCAGAAUCUGAUGUGGAUACAGCUAGUACAAUUAGUCUUGUCACUGGAGAGUCUGAAAGAAAGUCAACCCAAAAGCGAAAGAGUUUCACUAGUCUUUAUAAAGAUAGGUGUUCCACAGGUUCUCCUUCUAAAGAUGUCACAAAAUCAUCAUCUUCAGGUGCUAGAGAAAAAACUGAAAAGAAAAAAAGAAGUUGUACAGAUGUAGGCUCAAGAGCAGAUAGUCGUAAAUUUAUACAAUCCAGUGGUAGAAUAAGACAACCUUCAGUAGAUUUAACAGAUGAUGACCAGAAUUCUAGUGUACCUCACUCUAUUUCUGACGUUAUGUCAUCUGAUCAGGAAACUUAUUCUUAUAAAUCUCAUGGAAGGACCCCACUUACCUCAGCUGAUGAGCACACACAUUCUAAACUGGAAGGAAGUAAAGUAACUAAAUCUAAGACUUCUGUAGCACCUGGUUCCUCAAACAAAUCAACUACUCUUCCAAGGCCACGACCUACCAGGACUUCCCUCUUGCGCAGAGCACGACUUGGUGAAGCUUCAGACAGUGAACUCGCUGAUGUUGACAAAGCAUCUGUUGCUUCAGAGGUAUCCACAACAAGUUCGACAUCAAAACCACCUACAGGAAGACGUAGCAUUUCUAGAAUUGAUUUAUUGGCUCAACCUCGUAGAACAAGGCUUGGCUCAUUAUCAGCUCGGAGUGACUCUGAAGCAACAGUCUCUAGAAGUACUUCUUCAAGGACUGCAGAAGCUGUAAUUAGAAGUGGAGCCAGAUUAGUACCAUCUGAUAAGUUUUCCCCUAGAAUAAGAGCGAACAGUAUUUCUCGGCUAUCAGACUCCAAGGUUAAAAGUAUGACCUCUACACAUGGCUCUCCAGUAAAUUCAAGAUGGAGGCGCUUUCCUACUGAUUAUGCUUCCACCUCAGAAGAUGAAUUUGGAUCAAACCGUAAUUCACCUAAACAUACUCGUCUACGUACUUCUCCAGCCCUGAAAACGCCUCGAUUGCAGAGCUCUGGGUCAGCAAUGCCUGCUAGUUCUUCAUUCAAGCAUCGAAUAAAAGAACAGGAAGACUACAUCCGAGACUGGACUGCUCACCGAGAAGAGAUAGCUAGGAUCAGCCAAGAUCUUGCACUCAUUGCUCGGGAAAUCAACGACGUAGCAGGAGAGAUAGAUUCAGUGACAUCAUCAGGCACUGCCCCUAGUACCACAGUAAGCACUGCUGCCACCACCCCUGGCUCUGCCAUAGACACUAGAGAAGAGUUGGUUGAUCGUGUUUUUGAUGAAAGCCUCAACUUUCGAAAGAUUCCUCCAUUAGUUCAUUCUAAAACAUCAGACGGAAACAGCUGUCAGUCUAGUGAUCCAAGACCUCAAACAGCAGAGCCACACGAUCACUUAACAAUUACAAGACGGAGAACCUGGAGUAGGGAUGAAGUCAUGGGAGAUAAUCUAUUGCUCUCAUCAGUCUUUCAGUUCUCUAAGAAGAUAAGACAGUCUAUAGAUAAAACAGCUGGAAAGAUCAGAAUAUUAUUUAAAGACAAAGAUCGCAAUUGGGAUGAAAUAGAAAACAAGUUAAGAACUGAAAGUGAAGUCCCUAUUGUGAAAACUUCGAGUAUGGAGAUCUCUUCUAUUUUACAAGAGCUAAAGAGAGUUGAAAAACAAUUGCAAGCAAUCAACGCUAUGAUUGACCCUGAUGGAACUUUGGAGGCUCUGAACAACAUGGGAUUUUCCAAUGCUAUCUUGCCAUCUCCACCGAACCAGAAACCCACUCCUGUGAAUAACCACAGCAGCCCGGGUCAGACACCAACAAUUUGCCGACCAGAAGCUAGGGUUCUUCAUCCUCCUGCUGCCUCAGUCUCAGCUGAAAUUGAGAAUGCUGAAGCUGAGGCUGAUUUCAGUAUACAUUUCAAUAGGUUCAACCCUGAUGGGGAAGAAGAGAUGACACUACAUGAAUGACUUUCUCUUAAUUUUUAAAAAAAAUAAUUGCCUCUGGAAAAACUAGGAAUAUUGGAAGCAACAUAUUGUUGACUUAUACAUUAACACAAGACAGCUUGGUCAACUGCAAUUUUGGUAUCUCUGUCUUGUUAAUUUUAUUUUUUUUAACCUAUAGUGUAUGUAGUAUUAAUAAUUCUUUUAAACCAUUUUAGACAAACCACUUGACGCACAUAUAGGAAAAAGCAAGUUGUGGCCAUUCACCUUUUAUGGUUUUAAGAUUUACAAAUUGAAUUAUAUAUCUUUGUAUAAUCCAAAGAUCCUCAAUGGAUCUUUGUUUUGUUUUCUUUAAGCCAUGCUGUGACCUACAAGCAACCUAAAUAUUCAACACUUCUGACCCCAAUGUCUCCAGUGCCAAGCUGCUCCCUGAAAUGAACUUUUUCUUCAUCUGUAAAGAUUUGUUAAACUUCUACUUGCUUCUUUAUAAUAGGAUUUAUAUUGGUAUUCAUUAUCAUUGGAUACAAUAGCGUAUUACUCCCCACAGUAAAAUGAACCCAUCAAAGCAGUUAUUCUUGGAUUCUGAAAUUUUCCAGCAUAUAUGAAAUUUGUGUAAGUUUUAUUGCUACAUGAAUUGAGAUUUACAGAGAUAUUUGCACUAGGAUUUUCUGGGAGUGGUAGGUAGACAUAUAUAAAAAGGACUAACCUUUUUUUUUUUUUGUUACAUAGCAGAUUAAUAAUACUGUAUUUUGUUUUACCCCUAGUAUCUAUUUUAUUCCACUUUCAAGAAGUCCAAUUUGGCACUUUUUAAUUUUUUUAAAUGGAAGUAAGAUUUUAUCUCAUUUUAGGGAAGGUGAUAACUAGAAAGGUUAAACUAGGCAGGUAGUUUCAUUGAAGUCUAACUUUUAAAACUAAGACCAUGUAUAAUGGUCCUUUGUUUCUAAGGUUAUAUGUGAUAGUAGAAAAGCAAAUUUCCCCUAAAACGAUCAUGAAGUUAAAAUUUUCUUCACUAUAAGACUUUGAGAAUCUGUAAUCAUAAUAUUAGUUGAUAGUUUCACUUCCAAACAAUGAAUUCGUUCUGUGUAUUUCCCUAUAGUAGUAAAUACUCUCACUGUCUUGUACAUAUAUAAGGACCCUGCAAGAUGAUAUCGACAAUGACUUUGGGUCUAUGCUACUAAAACAAGAAACUUGUGAAAAUAUCUUCUAUUAAUUGGUUUUUCCUCUUUCUGAGUAAGUUCACAUUUGUAUAAGUUUUGUUUUAGUUGUGUUUUAUUCGUUUGGGGGGUUUUGUGGGAGGUUCUAUGGGUUUUAUUUUUUGUUUUGUUUUGGGGCCACACCCGGCAGUGCUUAGGGUUACUUCUGACACUGUGCUCAGGAAUCAUACCUGGCAAGCUCGGGAACCAUAUGGGAUGCGGGGAAUCGAACCCUGGUCAGUUGCAUGCAAGGCAAAUGUCCUAACUGCUGUACUAUCUAUCGCUCUGGCCCAAACAUUUGGUUAAGUUUUAAAAGAAAGUAAUUAUCUUCAGGUUUCCAGAACACUAUAGUAAAUCUUAAUUUGGUUAAAUAUUUUUAGUAAAUUUGUAUUCUCCCUUUGACUACAUCACUCCCCAAAACUUAAAAUUACAACUUUUCACAAACAUAUUAACUGUUCAUCUCAAAACUUUAUAGGAUUGUUUUAAGUCCCAUAUUGUUGGGCUGACUAAUUAAAAGCAUUUUGUAGAGACAAAAUAUAAAUUUGCUGUAUAACGGAUCUCAUUUCUUUUUAAGUUUAAAAAAUUAAAUGAACUAUUCUCCAUGUAAA
Molecule: messenger RNA, 6758 nt
Organism: Suncus etruscus (white-toothed pygmy shrew)
Lineage: Eukaryota; Metazoa; Chordata; Mammalia; Eulipotyphla; Soricidae
Gene: CEP170
Product: centrosomal protein 170
Exons: 20
Coding region: 281-4984 (1567 amino acids)
Cellular component (GO): centriole
Molecular function (GO): protein binding
Source: RefSeq, a predicted model, not a curated record